Messenger RNA from Ceratitis capitata (Mediterranean fruit fly), 1470 nucleotides. RefSeq names its product RNA 3'-terminal phosphate cyclase (gene Rtca). The coding region runs from base 160 to 1236 and encodes 358 amino acids. Gene Ontology annotation, cellular component: nucleus. The transcript has a single exon. The record is from RefSeq and is a predicted model, not a curated record. Gene Ontology annotation, molecular function: RNA-3'-phosphate cyclase activity. NCBI's taxonomy places the organism in Eukaryota, Metazoa, Arthropoda, Insecta, Diptera, Tephritidae. Gene Ontology annotation, biological process: RNA processing.
CACUGCGUGCCGGUUGUCAAAACCGGAAAAAAAUAAACAAAUUACAGCUGUCAAGAAGGAACAGAUAAUGGGAGUGAUGUGAGGGACAAAUUUUACUUUCUAGUUCGGGUUUCUUAUCCUUUUGUGAUACAAAAAAAUUUUUAUAAAAGCUAUUUUAUUAUGUCUGAAGUUAUAGAAAUUGAUGGAAGUUAUUUAGAAGGAGGCGGACAGAUAUUGCGAAAUGCACUUAGCUUAAGCUGUAUUCUUCGCCGACCCAUAAGAAUUAUAAAGAUUCGAGCUAACCGCCCCAACCCAGGACUUUCUAAUCAACACCUAUUCGGUUUGAAUCUUUUGCAAAGUAUAACCGGAGCGCGUGUACAAGGUAAUCAAAUGAAAUCCACAGCUAUUGAGUUUCAUCCUGGAGAUAUCAAGUCUGGACAUUAUAAAGUGGAUACACUAACUGCCGCGAGUAUCGCAUUAGUACUACAAGCUGCGCUGCCCGUAUUGGUAUUUGGAAAAAAUACUUCCGAAUUGGAACUAAUAGGUGGCACAAAUGUUGGCAUGGCACCGCAAGUAGAUACCAUGAGUGAAGUUUUACGUCCAAAUUUGGAAAUGUUUGGAGUAUCAUUUGAUUUCGAUUUGCUACAGCGUGGCUAUUACCCUCGUGGUGGAGGACGUUGUAAAGUAGUAAUUCCCCCAGUACGUAAUCUCAAAACGGUAAAUUUAACAUGCUUUGGUGAAGUAAAUGAGAUAUGUGGUUGGUGUUUUGUCGCAGGCAAACUGCCAAUGCAUAUAGCUACAGAAAUGAAAAAGGCUGCGGAGGUGGAACUACAAAAUAUAUGCAGAGUUCAGCCAGUAUUAGAAGCAUACAAAGAAAGUUUGGAAGUUACACGCGACAAUGGAAGUGGUGUUAUAUUGAAAGCUGUCACUUCAGAGGGCUGCACGAUUGGCUCAUCAGCUCUUGGCGAACGGAGAGUAGAUGGUCAUGAAUUAGGUAAAAAAGCAGGAACAGAAUUGGCGAAUUAUUUGAGAGAAGGUGUUUGUGUUGAUUGUCACGUACAAGAUCAAUUGAUAAUAUUUAUGGCACUGGCGCAUGGUACCUCCAGAAUACUAACCACAGAACUCACACAACACACGCGUACUGCAAUGCAUGUGGCCGAGCUAAUGACUGGAUGUAAGUUCUACCUAGAGACCAAUGAAAAAGGACAAGUCAUAUUAUCCUGCAAUGGUAUUGGAUAUGAAAACAAGCAGAUGUAAAUCUAAGUAAAUAUUUAUUUAAAAAAAUAUUAAAUAAAACCACAUUUUUCAAAAUUUGUCAUACUAAAUUCGUCUGAAAAUAGCCAAGAAAUGAUCACCUUUGUUCCGAACAACUUUAGUGCCUUCCUCGCUGCUGUGAUAUAAUUUUGGUGUAAUGGGAUCGGCUUUCUGAAAAUACAUAAUAAGUACUCACUUACGGUUUCAAAUAUAAAUAAAUUUUUUUAUUUCAAAUCA